CGUGGCACGGCGGUUUCGAAGAGACGAUGCUGGCGGCAGUGAGAGCCAUGAUGCGGUCAGCAAGGGCUCCAGCGAGACUCUGACGCGGACUGGCGACCCUGUGCUGCAGUCUUUGGCGCGAAAGUCACUCGCAGUGCAGCGUAGGCUGCUCUGUAGCCUCACGGCUCGCCUCAGCCGACAAUGGCGGGAUCGCUCAAUGGCCAUGCGCCAGCAGCACUGGCUCAGGAAGGCUCCAAUGCCGUGCCUGUCAAAGCGACUACGCCACCGAGCGCGAGCAAGGCUAUCAGCGGCCCUCAGCCGAAGUCAGCAAUACCUGCGCAUCCCGUCUCAGCGAAUGGAACGGAUGCAAUGGCGGUAGCUGGACCGUCAUCAGAGCUCACAUCUAAGCAAGAGGAAGAUACGCCUAUGACGCGCGAUCCUACGGCCGAGUUGCCCAUCGUCGGAGAGGAUCUGUGCUAUCUCGGUCGUCUGAUGGAAGGCAUGGCUACACAUGUCUUCAAAGAUCUUCAGAACCUCGUCGAAGUGCUGCCGAGCAAAGAUGCCAGAGCGCGGCCGAGAGCGAUCAUCGAGUUCGUCCUGUCUGCGCGGCAGCAGCUCAUCAAAUUGCUCGUCCUCCUGCGAUGGUCAGAGCAUACCGACGGCCUUCAGCGCGCCAUUAAUGUGAUUGCAUUCCUGCAAGACUUUGGCUACGAGUUUAAACGGACAGAUCAAAUCCUGACUACUCUCAUAGAAGACGAAUCUAUUGCUGCAAGAGUGCGAAAGUAUGAUCUUACGACUGCGAUAGAUCUCCUGACGACGGGAAGCUAUCGACGCUUGCCCAAAGCCAUCUCUGCGUACGCAGAGGCAGAGUACCUAGACGAUCAAACUGUGCUCUCGGUGAUGGAGAGGAUGACGCGCAAGAUUAGAUACCGCCUAGCCGUGGCGACAGAGAUACCCGACGGCAUGCGUGUCGACAAGCUAGACGACGGCAAGGUCACUCUAUCAGUAGCCGGGUUGUUCGAAGUCGUGCUCACUCUCGGCCCGAUAAAUUUGAACGAGGCCAGAGAGAACACCGCAGACGAUGAGGACAUCGAUCAAGACGGUGAGGAGCAGCGGUGGUACGUUCUCGAUGUAAGAUGGCUGUAUGACGUCUACAACAGCUCGGGCGAACCUAUACCCCUUCAAGCCAAGGGCAAAGCAAAAGAUGAUCUGGUCGAUUUGACAAAUAUCGAGCUAGCGCGAGAUUGCGAGACGACAGACGAUGCAGCUGCACUGCAACGACUCUUCGAAUAUCUCAACCGGACAGCGCUAUGUCACAAGCUCGUCGUCUUGCAUGCUGAUGCAAUGGCAUUAUCGCGGACGCCGCGAGGAAGCGGUCUUGCUUCUAGGCUAUCGCAGGACCGUCAGCAGCUCGUGCUGGAGUAUUGGCGGGAUCAUUCAAAUGCACGGGACAGCAAGAAAGAGAUUUCUCAUUCGUCUAUCAUACUGAGCGUCGACAGUAAUCCGUCACCGACUGCUACAAGUCGGCUGCGGAAACAUUUGCGCUCGCCAGAUGCGCCUCGACUUGCCUCGCUGCUCAGGACAGAAUGGCGGCCCGAUGGCCCGACCGUCAUCCCCUUGACCGCUCUCGAAGUGCUCGAUGGCAAAGGUGUCGACGAUCUGUUGAAAGUAGCCACCUUACACCAUGCUCGCAUGAUACUGCGUCAGAUCAUGAGGGAGCUCGGCGAAGACGUUGCAGAUGACCGGAUAGAAGACGACCGUCCAGCUUUGCAUAUCAAGCUAGCUGGUAGCGCGAUCUUGCUUGUUUCGGUCGAUCAGCAAUCCGGCAGGGUGCAUCUGCGAGCACAAGGAGACGUGCCGGUUCGAUUACGUACCUAUAUCGCUUCGGAUGCUAGAACGCUUACAGCCGAGUCUUUAGCCAACGUCAAAACGAUACGGAGUGUCAUUGCAAGAUCGCGUCGGCUAGCUGUCGAAGGUGCCAUUGACUGCCUCGACUGGCACAAGCAGCCUGGUUCGUUGCUUGACCCUUCAGAUCAUGACAUCUCCGGACGUAGUGGGUGCGAGACCGUUCUCAUUGCUCUGCCAGAUCUCGCCGACUAUCUACUAUCGAUCGCAUGCGAUGAGCAGCCAGAGUAUCGUCUGCUGCAAACCCGACCGGUAUCCAUUGAGCGAGAGAUCUCUACUGGCAUCAGGCGGGUGCUCCAAGCUGCGCAAUACAACGAUGACGAAGCACGGGAGACGCUAGCACUCGAUCACCUGGCGAGCAUCUACGAGCAAUGCAGACUACGCGCGACAACGCUCUGUUUGCAGCACCAGCUCCAUGCGCGUGCUCUGUCAUAUCAGGUGCUGACGCAGUCUAUCUGCGUAUCCAUUGGCGCAUUACCCUACUUGCGACAGGAUAUGAUCUGGCCGAACAUGUUCAUCUCCGUUCGCCUGUCUCGACAACCGGGCGAGCUAACGUGUAUUGCUUUCCAAGUCAAAUUACGAGCAAAGCCUCGUACAUUGACUCUAGAUGCCGUCCGCGGUCUCGGACUCACUGUGGCACUCACGAGCGAGCACGUCGCUCUCAUGAUCACUGACGAGCUCCAAGGCGCCAUCACGCUCGGCCUCAAAGCACUGAUACAGCUUUGCGAAGGUCGACGUGCAUAGAGUGCUCAGCGCUAGCUGGAGCAUGGUCUGAUGGGUGUCAAUCGAAAUGCAUCGAUGCGCGCAUCAUCGGAAACUGAAAUCUCGAAUAAUCCGAGGAUUGCUAUUGGCU
Messenger RNA from Mixia osmundae IAM 14324, 2737 nucleotides. RefSeq lists its product as uncharacterized. Gene Ontology annotation, cellular component: core mediator complex; mediator complex. Gene Ontology annotation, molecular function: transcription coregulator activity. NCBI's taxonomy places the organism in Eukaryota, Fungi, Basidiomycota, Mixiomycetes, Mixiales, Mixiaceae. Gene Ontology annotation, biological process: regulation of transcription by RNA polymerase II. The transcript has 9 exons. Bases 181 to 2628 code for a protein of 815 amino acids. The record is from RefSeq and is a predicted model, not a curated record.